AUGACCAAAGCAUUCAGCAUGUCAUUGCCAGAUUCUCGACCGUCAUUCGACGACCAAACCUCUUUUGACAACGCAAAUCGUGGUUUCAUCGCGGCUCUUGAACCCUGCAUCAUCAAGAACAAAGACGGCAAAGAUGUCUGGAAUGACGAGGAUUACGCUUUCCUGAGUGAAAGCUGUCCGUCUUCCGCAAACCCCAGUCUAUGGCGACAGGGCCAGCUUACCAGCAAACAGGGGCUUUUCGAAGUCACGGCCGGAAUUUACCAGAUCCGUGGUUUUGACAUCUCCAACAUGACCCUGGCCGAAGGCAAGACCGGAGUUGUUGUUCUAGACUGUCUACAGUCUGUCGAAUGCGCUGCCAAGGCAUUGGAGUUCUACCGACUUCAUCGAGGAGAGCGGCCGGUGAUGGGGCUUGUAUAUUCACACUGCCACUAUGAUCACUUUAGUGGUGCGCUCGGGAUACUUCCCAACUACUCCUCAGAUGCGGAAAGUGUGCCAAUCAUUGCUCCUGCCGGCUUUUUAGAGGAAGUUCUGAAAGAAAAGGUGGUGGUAGGGCCUGCUAUGCUGAAUCGCGCUGUGUACAUGUUUGGCGAGUCUCUGCCCAAAGGACCAACAGGGCAUAUUGGCUGCGGACUAGGCAUAGCUAGCUCCUCAGGUACUCGCUCGUUGAUACCUCCAAACGACAUAAUCACUACGACUGGCCAGUCACGGACUAUAGACGAUGUCCAGCUCGUGUUCCAAAUGGUUCCGGACACUGAGGCACCAAGCGAAUUCAACGUAUUCUUCCCAGCCCAUCGCGCCCUUUGCAUCGCAGAAUGCGCCACAAACACCAUGCACAAUAUUGCCACCCUGCGUGGUGCCGCUGUACGGGAUGCGAAGAAGUGGUCCAAGCACUUGGACGAGACCAUCGACCUAUACGGUAAAGAAAGCGACGUCUUGUUCUCGAGCCACCACUGGCCAACCUGGGGUCGCAAGCAGCUCAUAAAGUUCAUCUCCGAUCAGCGUGAUCUGUACGGUUACAUGCAUGAUCAGACGGUAAGGAUGAUGAACACCGGUCUCACCGGGGUCGAAAUCGCAGAGACGCUACGGCUCCCGCCUGCAUUGCAGCGAGAAUGGCAUACGCGGGAGUAUUAUGGAGCUUUGAACCAGAAUAUCAAAGGUAUCUAUCAGCGUUAUAUGACCUGGUUUGACGGCAAUGCUGCGAACUUGUGGAAGCAUGUGCCUGUCGAGGAGGGCAAGCGGUAUGUGGCUUGUAUGGGUGGCGUGGAUGCCGUUAUGAAGAAGGCGCAAGAGAGCGCCCGUCAGCAGCUUGCGCAGGUGUACGAGACUCUAGCAUUCGGCUCGGAGAAUGCGGUCUGGCGUAACUAUUAUCUCACGACAGCACACACGCUCAGAAGCGCAGAUGAUCCCGGCAUGAUGUCGAGAGGCGCUGCGUCUGGGCCUUUGGCCAUCAGUCCUUACUCUUCCGUAGAGGACUGGCUCGAUGCACUGUCAUUAAGGAUCGAUGGGCCGGAAGCCUCCAACUUACACAACGAGAUUGUUGUUUCGCUCACGAUGUUAGAUGAUCAAGUAACAUGGAUACUGCGGCUGCGGCAUGGCACGUUGACAUAUCGUAGUCGAGCCAGCAACGAACGCCGAGAUGGUAGCUUCGUCGACCUCGAGGUUACGCUGAGCAAAGCGGACUUAUACAAGGUCAUAUCGACUGGUACAGUCAAUGCAAUCGAAGGGAACCAGGCGGGAGAUCUUGUUGUUCUGAAGACACUUCUGAGCGUUUGUGGCUUCUGA
Recurvomyces mirabilis is the source of this 1782-nucleotide messenger RNA. RefSeq lists its product as uncharacterized. The transcript is spliced from 3 exons. Gene Ontology annotation, molecular function: linear primary-alkylsulfatase activity; protein dimerization activity. Gene Ontology annotation, biological process: dodecyl sulfate metabolic process. Bases 1 to 1782 code for a protein of 593 amino acids. Lineage: Eukaryota; Fungi; Ascomycota; Dothideomycetes; Mycosphaerellales; Teratosphaeriaceae. The record is from RefSeq and is a predicted model, not a curated record.